AAGAACCAUGACAACCGAGUCUUCUCAAACGACGGAUCCGUAUCAGCACCCGCAACAACGGGCUGAACCACAUCAGCCAACACAGCGGAUAGCUGCUGAACCGGAGCCAAGGGUAUUUUGUGGACUUCCAAUUGGUGGAGCUGUUGGAAUUCUCGGAUCCAUUCUCAUGAUAUGUCAAAUAUUCGGACUUUUGUAUCCAUCUCCAUUUGUGCUCUACGUUUUCGAGAUUUCUAUUGGAAGCGCCAUGAUGUUUGUUCUAUCAACUGGUGCAAAGCGUAGAAAAAUUGCCUAUAUCACUGCUUACAUGUUAUAUCUAUCAAUGUACACAUUUUGGGUGUUUUUCUUGAUCCUGGGAGCAGUUAUUGCAUGUAUUUAUUUAUCGGAUAACAAUGAUAACAUUUGCAAUCCAGAUAACCAAAAGGAUGUAACCACUGCGAAGGGAUGUGUUCCAAAAAUGACAACUGGAGAAUUAGAAAUGGUUAUAAUCUCAUGUUUCUUCCUAACUGUUAGUAUUAUUGUUGCACUCGUCCAAAUGCGAUAUAUGAUGAUUCUCUACAACUUCCUCAGAAGAAAUGCAUACAGAUUACCUCAACAUCAGGCGUCAAAUUACAAUGUUCAAUACAUUGUACCAACACCAAUGAGUCCCAGUGGUAUGCCACCACCACCAAGAUAUACCGCCUACGCCCCACCAAUGUCAAGUCAAACUGCUCCUCCGAUUCCUACAAAACAACAACCUGUUGAUAGCGAGAGUUCGACGACGUCGGCAUCAACGAGGAGUGGUUCUUUCGUAUCGACACCGAUUUUGACAGUUGCCAAUAGUGAACCAACAGGAGCUGACAAUUCGGCGUUUACAAAUGAUGAAGAUCCAACCCGACCACGUGCAACUUCUCGGCCGCCUGCAUAUAGUGACGUGGUUGAACCAGGACAUAUAACAGUCCGAAGUGACGUUCUUCAAUAGAUUUCACUCUGUCUUCUAUGUAUAUUUUGACAUUUGCUCGUGGUUGUGUGCAAUAAUAAAAAUGUUGCUUGAUUGGU
This is a messenger RNA of Caenorhabditis elegans, 1035 nucleotides long. RefSeq lists its product as uncharacterized. NCBI's taxonomy places the organism in Eukaryota, Metazoa, Nematoda, Chromadorea, Rhabditida, Rhabditidae. The transcript has 6 exons. The record is from RefSeq and is marked reviewed. The coding region runs from base 8 to 958 and encodes 316 amino acids.